CUCACGCGCUUCUUCUGCUGGCGGAAAGCUCAACUCCAGUCACACAACCGGGAUCCACAAACGUCCUCUCUACAGUUUGCUCCCUUUCGACUCUUUCACUAAUUUGUUACUUUAUUUUGGAAAGGGAGACUGACUCCCUACCUGUGACGCUCGAUGAAUUCUGCGGGGAGAGUCACUUUGUUUUUGCUUUUAAUUGUCCUGAUAACGCAAGAUUGUUUCUCAUCUAAAGGAGAAGACAGGUUGUUUCGUCGUUUAUUCAGGAGGUAUAAUCAGUUCAUUCGGCCAGUGGAAAAUGUGUCUGACCCCGUCACAGUGGAGUUUGAGGUCUCUAUCUCACAGCUUGUUAAAGUGGAUGAAGUCAAUCAAAUCAUGGAAACAAAUCUGUGGCUGAGACAUAUAUGGAAUGACUACAAGCUGAAGUGGUCACCUGCAGAGUUUGAUGGAAUUGAGUUCAUCAGAGUACCAUCAAAUAAAAUCUGGAGGCCUGACAUUGUACUUUACAACAAUGCUGUUGGGGACUUCUUGGUGGAGGACAAAACCAAAGCUCUUUUGAAAUAUGAUGGAACCAUCACUUGGGUCCCUCCUGCAAUCUUCAAAUCAUCCUGCCCUAUGGACAUCACGUACUUCCCUUUUGACUAUCAGAAUUGCUCUAUGAAGUUUGGUUCCUGGACCUAUGACAAGGCCAAGAUUGACCUGGUACUUAUUGGCUCAAAGGUAAACCUUAAAGAUUUCUGGGAGAGUGGAGAGUGGGAGAUCAUUGAUGCACCCGGUUAUAAACAUGACAUCAAGUACAACUGCUGUGAAGAGAUCUACCCAGACAUAACCUACAGUUUUUACAUACGGCGACUGCCCCUCUUCUACACUAUCAACCUUAUUAUUCCCUGCCUCCUCAUCUCCUUUCUGACAGUACUCGUCUUCUACCUUCCAUCAGACUGUGGUGAGAAAGUGACAUUGUGCAUCUCUGUACUCCUCUCUCUUACUGUGUUCCUUCUUGUCAUUACGGAAACCAUCCCGUCCACUUCACUCGUGAUCCCUCUGAUAGGCGAGUACCUUCUCUUCACAAUGAUUUUCGUCACCCUCUCUAUUGUCAUCACCGUCUUUGUACUGAAUGUGCACUAUCGCACCCCUAUGACCCACACUAUGCCUUGCUGGGUCCGUACUGUCUUUCUCCGAGCUUUACCCCGCAUUAUGCUCAUGCGCCGACCUCUCGAUCUAUCAGAGUCUUCUGGAAAAGGAGGACUAGAAAGUGGGGGCUCGUCCGGGACUGGAGCAGGAAGAGGAGGAGAGGGAAAGAAGAGGAAAAACAGUGGAUCUCAGCAGGGAGCAAUGAACUCUUUGGAAUUUGGAGAAGGGAAAGCAGCAUUAGAAGGCAAGAAAGGAGGAUGCCCAUGUCACCCAAUGAAAGAGGCAACUGAGGGGGAUUGUGGGAAAGUGAGUCGUCAGUUGAAUCCACAGGCUAUUAACACAGUUGUGGCUUUUUCUGUGGUGUCACCGGAGAUCAAACAGGCUAUUGAGAGUGUGAAGUACAUUGCUGAAAACAUGAGGAGCCGCAACAAAGCCAAAGAGGUGGAGGAUGAUUGGAAAUAUGUUGCCAUGGUGAUUGACCGCAUCUUCCUUUGGGUCUUUGUGCUGGUGUGUGUGCUGGGAACUAUGGGCCUCUUCCUGCAACCUUUGAUUGGCUUCUUCUCAUAAUUAACUAUGCCAGCUUGCCUGUUCUAACUGACAUGCUCUAUAUGUA
This is a messenger RNA of Carassius carassius (crucian carp), 1738 nucleotides long. RefSeq names its product cholinergic receptor, nicotinic, alpha 6 (gene chrna6). Gene Ontology annotation, cellular component: neuron projection; postsynaptic membrane; synapse. NCBI's taxonomy places the organism in Eukaryota, Metazoa, Chordata, Actinopteri, Cypriniformes, Cyprinidae. Bases 154 to 1692 code for a protein of 512 amino acids. The transcript has 6 exons. The record is from RefSeq and is a predicted model, not a curated record. Gene Ontology annotation, biological process: regulation of membrane potential; monoatomic ion transmembrane transport; chemical synaptic transmission. Gene Ontology annotation, molecular function: transmembrane signaling receptor activity; acetylcholine-gated monoatomic cation-selective channel activity.